GUCAGUUUGACUCGCGGCUCGCGACCGCGUUGAACGAGCGUUAUUUUCUUUCGCUUCCAUUUUCGGCUGAAACGACACUUUUUUCAACACAAACCAUCGACCAUUAUCUGAGACUGUACCAGACACACAGGAGGAGAGUUUUGGGGGAUACAUCGGGGUUGUACUUGCACUCGUUGAACUCGUUAAAUAGCAGCUCGAGGCCCGGUGGAGAGCUCGAGCGGCGGCUCCGAAAAAGUUUGUUGUUGUCACGUGACGUCAGACGAAUGUGGCGUUGAAAAAAAAGUUUGUUUGGGAUAGUAAAACUGCGCGAGUCACGACAUUAUCACCGCCUACUGCUCAGCGUCUUCAUCGCAAUGCCUCAACCGAAAUGCCGAAAGAUUGCCGUUAUAGGUUACCGGUCUGUAGGAAAGUCAUCUCUUACAAUACAGUUUGUGGAAGGGCAGUUUGUUGAUUCAUAUGAUCCAACCAUUGAAAAUACCUUUAACAAAAUGGUCAAUGUGAAUGGCCAGGACUUCAAUCUGCAGCUAGUUGAUACAGCUGGACAGGAUGAGUACUCAAUUUUUCCACAAUCCCAUUCAGUGGACAUCCAUGGCUACGUUCUCGUCUAUUCAGUGACGUCCAUGAAAAGUUUUGAAGUAGUGAAGGCUCUACACGACAAGCUGCUGGACAUGGUUGGGCAGAUGCAGGCUCCGACUGUCCUCGUUGGGAACAAGAAAGAUCUCCACAUGGAAAGGGUUAUCAAGCCCGAGGAGGGAAAAAAACUUGCCGAUUCCUGGGGUGCAGCCUUCAUGGAGUCCUCAGCCAAGGAGAACGAGACUGCUGUGGAAGUUUUCAAGCGGAUCAUUUUGGAGAUGGAGAAAGCGGAUGGGAACGCACCCCCGGAGGAGAAGAAGUGUGCUGUGAUGUGAGAGUGUAUCCUGGACAUCAGUAAGCGCAUUUACUGAAGGACAGGAGGCACAACUUCACCAGCUCGCCACUCGUGACCUCACUGACACCACGACACUGCAGUGGAACAUUUUUUUUGGUCCGUUGUGAUACCAGAUUGAUUUCCAUAGCAAAGCAGCUGCUCACACAGUUGGAAAAAACAAAAAAAGAAGAAGAAAAAACAAACUUUGUCACUAAUUGUAACCACCAGGGUGAGGUUUCUCAAGAGCAGGAAUGAUCUCAGUUUUAAACAAAGAUGCACCUUCAGUAAACCUUCUCUAUAAAUAUUGAGAUGUUUCCUGUGAUUCGAUGUAGUCCACAAUUUUGGGUUGAGCUACAUGCUCAGAAAAGCAAAACGACAACGACAAAAAAACCAAAUUAUUGUUCAAAUUAAUUUCACCAUUUCCUUUAAUGUCUGAGCUGUCAUUGGGUAAUAUCUGACAAAUCUAUGGGUUGCUGGGUUAAUGCGCAGUGAGGACUGGUGCGUCAUUCCAGCCUGUCUUUUCACCGGUGGCGCCGAGUCACAGUUCACAUUGCUUCAAAUGUGAUAAAAGUGUCACUACUCCUCACAAACGGUGGGUUUCCUCACACAUCCUGUAAUGAGAUUUCACCUGAAAUCAUGCUGUAAUUUCUUAUCAACUUUCUUCAGGUACCGUUUGCCAAUGAUCUGUGGAGCAACGUGUCCACAACAUGUAUAUUUAACAACUCUCAGUUUCUGCAUAUAGACCUCUGACGUUCUACAGUUUAAUUUUAUUUCUACAGUUUCAUUUCACAAUAAUUGUUAUAAAUAUGGCAUCUCAUGGACAGUAUUGAGAGAAAGUUAGUGUAGGUUGGAUAGAUAUUUGCUAUAUACCAGUUAAGGCCUUUUUCUUAAUAUGAAUAGAAUAUUAGAUACUGGUUUGGUACUAUUGAUUGUGUCUUCACUGAUGCAAAAUUUGUUUUUCCUUAAGUAUCCUGAAUGCAUUAAAUGCUUCUAUGUGCAUUAUGAACAUUUUUGAGUUAAUUUUUUUAAAAUGAACUUUUAACAUUGCAUGAGAGUAUUUCAGUGGGCGAUUCCCCACAGUGUUGGAUUAGGAAUUUUCAGACUCAUGGUUUUGAUUUGAUGCUUGACAAAGCCAAUCCAGUAUGGUUUGCAAUUUUCCCCAUAAUUCAGAUUUAAGAGUUUGCAAUAGUAAUUUCCACGCAAUCUUUAAUGACAUGUUGUCAUAGUCAGUAGCCCUACAAAGAUAUGACACAUGUUUUUUUUCCCCCCUUCCUUUCUAUAAACCCCAUGUUGUACCUGUAGCGGGUAAUUGUAACUUUUUAUGAAGUGUUGUGCUGACUAAGUAGCCGAAGGAUGAUGGUUAAAUAGAAGCUGGUGAUGCUGUGUCUUGUGCCUUACAGUUGUUCAGACUCCCUCAUCUGCUUCUUCUCAUGACACAAGGUGCUCUUUAAGGGGUUUUUUUCCUUCUCUUUGUUGACUUGACACCAUGGGUGCAGGAGUUGUGCAUCUCACCACCAAUAUUCCCAUGAGUGUCAAUGUUAAUUCAGAAAUCUUGCUGUAAACAGUUUUGUACAUAAAUAAAUCUGUCACUCAUUUGA
Salarias fasciatus (jewelled blenny) is the source of this 2505-nucleotide messenger RNA. Its product is annotated as GTP-binding protein Rheb-like. The record is from RefSeq and is a predicted model, not a curated record. Bases 354 to 908 code for a protein of 184 amino acids. Gene Ontology annotation, cellular component: membrane. Gene Ontology annotation, biological process: signal transduction. Gene Ontology annotation, molecular function: GTP binding; GTPase activity. The transcript is spliced from 8 exons. NCBI's taxonomy places the organism in Eukaryota, Metazoa, Chordata, Actinopteri, Blenniiformes, Blenniidae.